AUGGAGACGGGAGGACAAAGGCGCAGAUGGGACUACUGGUGGAUGGCGUUGCAUUUCUCGUUGCUGCUCUGUUUCAGGGACCGUGUAUCGGCACAGAUCAAAUACUCGAUUCAAGAGGAAGCGAAAGCGGGCUCGGUUGUGGGCAACAUUGCUAAGGAUUUGGGUUUGGAUAUCAGUUCUUUGGUGAACAGGCGAUUUCGUAUCGUCUCUGGCUCCAAGGACGCUCUUUUCCAGGUAAAUCAGAACACUGGCGUGUUAUACGUGGAUAAUACUGUCGACCGAGAGGAAUUAUGUGAUGACAGUGGCGCUUGUUCCAUAAACCUGAAAAUAGUAGUAGAAAACCCUCUAGAGAUACAUUAUGUGGCAGUUGAAAUUACAGAUGUGAACGAUAAUUUCCCAUCUUUCCACGAAAAAGAGCAAUUUUUAGAGAUGGCAGAAAACACGAUGACAGGGAGACGCUUUGAACUACAAACAGCUCGGGAUCUUGAUGUAGGUAUCAAUUCGGUGCGUUACUAUAAAUUAGAUCCAAAUGACUAUUUUGAUUUAGAACUAAGUGACAGUGGUUACGGGGAUAAGAGUCCACAUUUGGUAUUAAAAAAACCUCUGGACAGGGAGAAAAGUGACAAACACAUAUUGUUAUUGACUGCGCUAGACGGUGGAAAUCCACCUAAAUCUGGCACUCUUAAUAUUACUGUUACUGUUUUAGAUACAAAUGAUAAUCGCCCAGUUUGUAGCCAAGAGACACAUUCAGUCACGCUAGAAGAGAAUGUCCCUAAUGGAACUAUUGUCACUAUUGUCAAUGCAACCGAUUUAGACGAUGGUGUAAACGGACAGGUGGAAUAUAGCUUUGGCAGAGUGGUAAAACAUAAAAUACAAGAUAUGUUUCAACUAGACAAACUUACAGGCGAAAUACGAGUUACAGGUAAAGUAGACUUCGAAGAGAAUGCAAUGUACAGACUAAGUAUUAGGGCAUCUGAUAAAGGCCAACCCUCUCUGGAUAGCGACUGCAAGGUUAUCGUCACAGUUGUAGACUUGAACGAUAAUAAACCGGAAAUAGAGGUGACAUCACUCUCUAACUUAGUGUCGGAAGAUUCGAAACCCGGGACUGUCAUUUCUCUCAUUAGUGUAACAGACAAAGACUCUGGCGUCAAUGGAAAAGUACACUGUAAUAUUCCAGAAAACCUGCCUUUUGAGCUGAAACCAUCUGUACAGAACAAUAUGUACUCUUUAGUAAUCAAACAGAGGCUAGAUCGUGAACUUGAAUCUCAUUACGAUAUUACUAUAACAGCGACAGAUUUAGGUCAACCACCUCUGUCAACAACAGAAACUUUGACCAUAGAAGUUUCAGAUGUGAAUGAUAACAGACCCGAGUUUGCUGAGAAUCCACUUGAGUUAUAUUUGCGAGAAAACAACUCACCUGGUGCGUCCAUUUUAUCUGUUAGUGCAUCAGAUAAAGACUUAAAUGAAAAUGCAGCAAUUAUUUAUCACAUUGUCCGAGGCGAGGGAACGCAAAAUGAUCAGUCCUCUUUUCUUAACAUCAACUCUGAAACAGGAAGUGUCCAUGCACUGAAGAGUUUUGACUUUGAAACUAUUAAGAAAUUCAAAUUCCACGUGAUAGCCACGGACUCUGGAACCCCUGCCCUUAGCAAUAACGUUACUGUGAACGUAUUUGUUCUGGAUGAUAAUGACAAUGCUCCCGUGAUCUUAUCUCCCGUGAGUGCUAACGGAUCCGCCGAGGGUGUGGAGGAAAUUCCUCGAAAUGCGAUGGCGGGACAUGUGGUGACUAAAAUACGGGCCUACGACGCAGACAUUGGAUAUAACGGUUGGCUACUAUUUUCACUUCACGAAGUUUCCGAUCACACGCUGUUUGUUCUGGAUCGUUACACUGGACAAAUACGAACUCUUCGCUCAUUCACAGAAACAGACGAAUCAGAGCAUAAACUCGUUGUACUUGUCAAAGACAAUGGAAACGUGUCUCUCUCAGCCACUGCGACUGUGAUCAUCAAAGUUGUGGAACCUAAAGAGGCUUUUGCAGCCUCUGAUAUGAACAGUGUUGUAAAAGAUGACGAAGAAAACGGGGUCACAUUUUACUUAAUAAUAACUCUUGCUGCGGUUUCAACGCUAUUUCUUAUAAGCAUUAUCGUGCUAGUUGCCAUGCAAUGUUCAAAGUCUACGGACUAUUCAUCAAAGUAUUUACAAGACCCUAACUACGACGGCACGCUGUGCCACAGCAUUCAGUACAGAUCUGGUGAUAAAAGAUACAUGCUGGUUGGACCCAGAAUGAGUAUCGGUUCUACUAUAGUUCCUGGCAGCAAUGGGAAUACUCUGGUUGUACCUGAUCGAAGAAGGAGGGCUUCUGAAGAGACGUAA
Sardina pilchardus (European sardine) is the source of this 2370-nucleotide messenger RNA. RefSeq names its product protocadherin alpha-8-like. Gene Ontology annotation, biological process: homophilic cell-cell adhesion. The coding region runs from base 1 to 2370 and encodes 789 amino acids. Gene Ontology annotation, molecular function: calcium ion binding. The transcript has 2 exons. The record is from RefSeq and is a predicted model, not a curated record. Gene Ontology annotation, cellular component: plasma membrane. NCBI's taxonomy places the organism in Eukaryota, Metazoa, Chordata, Actinopteri, Clupeiformes, Clupeidae.